GCUAGGGCCGCUGUCGAACGCGGUGGCUGUAACCGCUGCCCUCUUGGCCCGCCGUCGCUUUGCUGGGCUGGGGAGAUGGUGAAGCUAGCUGCCAAGUGUCUCCUGGCAGGAGAUCCAGCUGUGGGGAAGAGUGCUUUAGCCCAGAUGUUCCGCAGCGAUGGGGCUCACUUUCAGAAGAACUACACACUGACAACGGGCAUGGAACUGUUGGUGAAGGCUGUAUCAGUUCCAGAGACAAGUGAUAGUGUGGAAUUCUUCAUUUUUGACUCUGCAGGAAAAGAUCUAUUUUCUGAAAUGCUGGAGAAACUGUGGGAGCAACCUAACGUCUUGUGCCUCGUGUAUGAUGUCACUAAUGAGCAAUCUUUCAGCAACUGUGCCAAGUGGUUAGAGAAGCUGAGGGCUCAAGCAGUUGGAGUGCACGUCCCAGGUGUCUUAGUGGGGAAUAAAACAGACCUGGUUGGUCGUCGAGUUGUGGAGCAGAAAGAAGCACAGGACUGGGCUGAGAAGCAUGGUCUGGAAUACUGUGAGAUGUCAGUGAAGGAGAUGAAAAAUUUCAAGGCUCCUUUCCUCAUCCUGGCAAAGUCAUUCCACCAACUCUACAAAGAGAAAGUGGAAACUUUUCACUCACUAGCUUGAGGGCUGUGACUGGCACAACUUAUUUAUCCUCUAAGCUUCUUCUAGUGGCCAGAAUCCUGCAGGAUGGAACACAGAGAGAAGGAAAAAGUUGAGCUUUUUUGCUUCUUCAUGGUCAUCUUCUGGUAAUUCAAAAUAAACUAGAAAUAAGCAAGUGGAAAGACACUCUUCUGAACAUGCUACCUCAGCAUUCCUUUCAUGUCCUCUAACUUGGUUCUCUGCUCACUGAAAUUCUGCUGGGUUGGAGGAGGCGGAGAGUAAAAGGGGAGGGCAGAAUGGAAACUGCCAGCUUUUUGCUUUCGUAUUGUCUUGCCUCUUGUCUGAACAGACUUCCUGCUGCUUCAAGCAAGGAUUUAGAGGUUUGGAGAAGGAGAGAGGAAGCUGACAGGAUGCUUCUCAACACAAGCAACUCAACCUUGAUAGAUACAUUGCAGGGCAGGACUGAUUUGUCCCUGCUGCUUGACAAGCAUUUUCAGUAGGCAGCUCACGCCCUAAAACCAACACAUGGGAAACCAAGAUGCAUGGAGACCAAGCUGGACCUGGGGGUGUUUCUAGGAGUUUCCAGAGUUUGAGGCCUGUUAACAGUGUUACCCUUAUCAGUUAAAGAGCAGAUAUGCUGAUGACUAAUACGUGACUCUGACUCCUAGAAUCUGGUUCUUUUCUUCGACGUGGCUCACUUUCAUUGCCUGGCAGGAGCUGUCGUUCAUCCGUACUGCUGUCACUUGGUACAGCAGUGCCCUCUGCUGGUGACAGAUCACAAGAUUUCUCAGGAAGCUGCCUCUCCCGCGGCGAGCAGGUCUUGCUACAGACCCGUCCCAUUUGGCUUUCCUGCGAAAUGGGGUCAGACAGCACGAAUAUUGCUUUUGUUCUAAAGACAAGUCCGAAAGUUAAACCAUUAAAAUUUUAAACAUUUAAUCUGUUCUCCUUCAAUCUCGUUGUCAUCUUACAUGGUUUUGUGUCAUUUUUCUUUUGUCAUAUGAACUUGGCAAUUCCAUGUUCUCCUGAGGUUCAGUUCUCAGUCCUUUGCUAGAAUCAGAGCCCUCUGUGUUGAUAAACUUUCUGUGCUCGUCCUUGACUUUUAGAGUGAAGACCAUGACUCUGGUGUCGCCAGUGGAAAUAGGACUAAGGAAAUGAAAGGCAGCUUGGCUAAGUUACUCUGACUCAGCCCUGUCUGGCUACCAGUUUGGUAUCUGGCAGGGUAAAAGCUUAGAGAGAGCUGCUCUUUUGUGUGGAGCACUGCUGCUGCAUAUGUAAGAGUCUGCUCAGGCAGUACGUGAAAGCAUCCAGGGUAAGGUACUGCCUUGUAACCGAGCCUAACACGGAGAACUUCAAGACUGCAACCUUUCCCUUCUGCCAGAUUAUGUUAGCCUCCCUUGGGCAAGGGAAACUGAAUUUUGUGGAGAGUAAUUUUUUUUGCAGAGAGUGAUUUUUCAGGCAGGCUUUUCAGGAAUCUGUGUUUCAAGACUUUUAUACGUGCGGUUUAUAACCAUUUUUAUGCUCGGUGCUGGGGAAAGUUAUAUUGGAUUGAACGCAGGAAAUAUGGCUGCAGAUGUUGUAGCAGAGUUUAUGAAGCACUUCAAGAAUCUAGAGAAGCAGCUGGGCUCAUUUCACUGUGGAUGCUGGGAAUUAGCUAGGGAGCAUGAAUACCAGCUAAGGAGGUUAAGUAAGCUCAGCCCACAAGAAAAGAAAAUGAGUAUGUUCUUUGGCUAAAAACCACCUCAGAAAAGAUAGAACCAUCUGGGAAAGCUCUUCCUUCCUCCAAAGAAGGAAGGACUCCUCCAUGGGCUUAGGGUGACUAGAAGACUCAGUCUUUUUUAAAUUGGAUUAGCAUUACUGGCAUUUAUAUUUUAUAUGAGUUGUCUUGUUAAUCCUUGGGGGUGUCCAUUGAUCUGCAUGGGCUGAGAGGGGUCCUGCCUGCAGGUGCUGGUACCUCUGACUUAGGAAUAAAAAUUAUUUUGGAUGCUGUGCAGAUCUAGUUAAAGAACUAAAGGUUUGGUUUGGUAGCUUGUUUGCCCUUAGUUCUAUGGGUGAUGUGAUUCCAAUACUAGAGAGAUGAUUUUCAUACUGAAAAUAGCGUGCCAGGUGUGUGUGCCACCUGUGAUGUGGUAUAUGGGGGGAUGAAUGUCUUGGGAAUGGGUGAUAAAAUUAAUCCUAUGCAGUCUUUAACCAGGGAGUUCAGUCUCUCUGCACCAGAAGGGCCUCCCAUAGCUUCAGAUAAACAGUCUAAAUGCACCAGUAAGAUGAAGACUGGUGAACACUGUUUUAUUAAAUGAAUGAAAAGAUGGAGGAUCUUAUUAAGGGAAUGCUUGCAGUGGUGAUUUGUGACUUAUAGGGAAGCUGCUUUUGAGAGGUUAAAGAAGAAAAAUGUAUCCCAUGCAGGGAAAGAUGUAUUGCCUGAGAGAGGAAAUGUAUGAUCUAAUUAGCUAGCAGUAGGGAUUCACCCACUGCCCCUUUUCCUCUUUCCACAGGCCAUGACUAGAAAUAGAAAAGAGGUUGUCUCUAAAGCAUGUUGCCCAGCUUGCUUUUUACAUGACUAAUGUAGACACCAUUUCAUGUCCUUCAAAAGGGCAUGUUUGUCAAGAACCAUCUCAGUCCUUCCAAAUGCAUUUUAAAAGCAACAUAUUGUCCUUCCUGGCUAAGGUGCUGUAUUAUACCAGCAUGAUGCAGGUGAUGCUUGUUGCUGUUUCCCUGGCUUAUUUGUGACCUUGGUUGUAGAGGCCAGGAGUGAAGAGUGGGUAGAGAGCCAGGUAUGGGAAGGCUGUGGAAAACAGUUCUGUGAAAGGGCUUAGGGUAGUGAGGAGGUGAACUGGACCAAAAGGAUGAGUCAGAGUCUAAAGUCAUUACCAAGUUUCUCUUACUGUGUUCAGGAAUGUCUGCAGGGUGAGGAUAUGUGUUUGCUGCUUAUAGCCUUGCAUCACUCUGAAUUACACAGUGGAGAGCAGUGGGAGGAAGGCAGAAAGCCUGUGUGCUGACUGGAAAGCUUCUUGUCUUCUUACAACUCCCCCACUUUGUCCAGCUGUGCAGUGCUGCAGGUGCUCAGCAUGGUGGUUUACAACCCAGAAGAGACCCAGCUCGACCAGCACUGAAAUCUCAAAAGAAGGAGAGGGAAACAAACAGGCCUUUAACCACUUCUGAGAGAGGAUAGCCCUGCUUUUUUCCCUGAUUGCUUGUUUGAUGAGACAAAAACCUUCUUUCCUCCUUGGAGUCCCUCCUUCUCACCUUUCCUUUGGUCCUCAUGGUUCUGCUGCACAGCAUCCCUGUUAUACUUGUGCCCUGCUUUACUUAGCUUGAUACAUCACCAACUGAUUUUGAUUAUU
Dryobates pubescens (Downy woodpecker) is the source of this 3950-nucleotide messenger RNA. It is a transcript of the gene IFT27, whose product is annotated as intraflagellar transport 27. Gene Ontology annotation, cellular component: Golgi apparatus. Gene Ontology annotation, molecular function: GTPase activity; GTP binding. The transcript is spliced from 7 exons. NCBI's taxonomy places the organism in Eukaryota, Metazoa, Chordata, Aves, Piciformes, Picidae. The coding region runs from base 76 to 636 and encodes 186 amino acids. The record is from RefSeq and is a predicted model, not a curated record.